CUGCGGCGGAUCGAGGACCGGACGAGCCGGCAGGUGCGCUUCUCCAAGCGCCGAGCGGGGCUCUUCAAGAAGGCCUUCGAGCUCUCGCUCCUCUGCGACGCCGAGGUCGCGCUGCUCGUCUUCUCCCCCGCCGGCAAGCUCUACGAGUACGCCUCCUCCAGCAUUGAAGGUACAUAUGACCGGUAUCAGCAAUUUGCGGUGCCCGGAAGGAAUCUGAUUCAAGAAGAUGCAACUGUCUGCAAUGAUGAAGAUCCUUCAAAUAUGCAGUCAAGGCUUGGCGAGAUUGCUGCCUGGUCUCUCGAUAAUAAUGCUGACAACUCAGAUGCCAGUAGUUUGGAGAAACUGGAGAAACUACUAAAGGAUGCUCUGAGAAUUACAGAAUCUAAGAAGGCUUUGGCGAAACAAAAUAGUGGCGGGAGCACGAGCGAGAGAGCCCCAACGGACCUACGGGGCAGGAGAAUGGGAGGAAUGCUUGAGCAGAGCAAAGUUCCCCUGUGCUGUGUAUGCAUUUGAUACUAUGUUGCUGCCCCCACACACUGUUCUCCAGUUAGGCUGUUAAUGGGCAAGAAUUAGUUGCCAGGGCUGCUACUUGUAAGAUGUAAGGGAGGAGGGGCAAAUUUUAACGAAAGCGUGUGUGAGUUGGCUAAUCUAAUUACAUAUGCUUGUGCC
Molecule: messenger RNA, 669 nt
Organism: Triticum aestivum (bread wheat)
Lineage: Eukaryota; Viridiplantae; Streptophyta; Magnoliopsida; Poales; Poaceae
Product: MADS-box transcription factor 51
Biological process (GO): positive regulation of transcription by RNA polymerase II
Molecular function (GO): protein dimerization activity; RNA polymerase II transcription regulatory region sequence-specific DNA binding
Source: RefSeq, a predicted model, not a curated record